Strongylus vulgaris is the source of this 744-nucleotide messenger RNA. NCBI's taxonomy places the organism in Eukaryota, Metazoa, Nematoda, Chromadorea, Rhabditida, Strongylidae. The record is from the annotation of a GenBank genome assembly.
GAGGUGGUUGUAAUCGAAAAAGAGGACGAAGUCGGGGGAUUGGCUCGUUCCGUUACCGAUCGUCGAGGUUUCACUUGGGACCUUGGAGUGCAUGUUACUGGUAAUUUUUCUAUGCAAUCGUAUGUAGAGACGGUUCUACGAAAACGUUUCUCCAAGUACCAAAAGUUCACGAAUGUAAUCAAUCGAGCAGUGAGUCAGUGGAAUAAUGUGCCGAGAUGUGUCAAGGCUUACAUGAGACACAUCGUCGAAGAUGAUGAUAACGUUGAAGUCAAUUACGUUCCUUAUCCAGUACAAGACUCUAUACCAUACUUUCCUGAAGAGAUUAAGCUACAAUGCCUUGAGGAAAUCUCGUCCGCUUCAACGGCUAAGGAGCCAGCGAAGAACUUCGACGAAUUCACUCUGCACACAUUCGGGCCAACGCUUCAAGAGAUAUUCAUUAGGCCAUAUAAUGAGAAGGUAGAUUAUUUGAUUGUAUUAAAUGAACAUGAUCUCAAAAGGCGAUGCCGUCUCACUAGGGAGGAACUGGAUGCUGAGGAGGACGUUAAGACCAAGUCUAUGUUUAGGUAUCCCAGCAAUCUUCGUGGAAUUGGCGAACUGUGGAGGACAAUAGCUUCUGAGUUGCCAGAGACUUGGUUUCGACUAGGCGACCCAGUCGUGCGAAUAGAUCCAGGAAGAAGGGAGGUCAGCAAAUUUGGCAUUAAGGAAAUCUUCUCGAAACUAAAAACUCCUCGUCUUACAUAUUAG